AAAGGGUCUUAUUACAGAUUUAUUAACUACCACCACAGCAAUUCUUUUGUGCUGUGUGAUGGCCAUGAAAAGUCUUCUAGGGCCUUGAUAGCCAAGUGGUUAGGGUCGCUGACUUCAAAUCACUUGCACCUCACCAAUGUGAGUUUGAGCUUUACUUAACAUGUUGAAUUCUUCAUGUGAGGAAGCCAUCCAGCUGGCUUACAGGUAGGUGGUUCAAACCAGGUGCUUAGCCAUGAUGAAAUAAUGCCCAGAGGUGCACAUGAGGUCUUCCUUAAGCAUUUUAAGCUUGAAAGUUGCCAUUUGACUCAUAUUUAUGUCAGUGUGAUGUUAAACCAAAAGCAAGUAAAAAAUCUCUCAGUACUUUGAUUCAGUGUUGUUAUAUUUUCUGGUUCUUUGGGACCAUGGAGUUCUUUCAAUAUCCAUGUAAUAGAAUUCUGUAUAACCUGUUGCUAGGGGCGUUAAACAUGUUGCACUUUCCGUUACCUCUUACAAACAGACUCACACAAACCGGAAUACAAUGCUAUUAUUUUGCUUGUUUGCAUUCUCAUGCUGCCAAAGGACCUUACUACAGAUUUUAUUGACAUCCCAGUGAUGGUAUCUAUAGAGACAAAGUGUUGGGUAUUAGAUCAUCCAAAAUAUUCACCAGACUAUAAAGCUUCAUGUGAAUGUUUCUUGUCCAAAAAACAAAAAUCUAUCCUUGCCAGAAAAGUUUAGUCUUCUGAAAGCAUGACUUCAUCUAUAAACACACUUGAUUCAGCAGUAGGCAAGACACCCAGUCCAGAAAGUAGAAAAUACUUUCAAAACUGUAUGUACAGGCAAAAGGAGGCUUACUCAAACACUUACUAUGAAUUUAAAAUGAAUUUUUACAAUUUGAAACACCCCUUGUAUGACUUGCCUGUAACAUAGUUUCAUAAGGUUAAGGUAAUUGUUCAGCCUUAUUUAUUCUGCACAUUUUGUAGAACUUGACGGAAACUUUUACAGCCCGGUAUUGGAAUAUCAGGUUUCUUCUUGUCAAUCUCAAAAAAUGUCUCAAGCUCCUGGUCAUUCCGAAAGUUUAUCAUUGAAAUUAUCAGAAGUACUCAGUGAUAUUGGUGUGGAUGAGAAAACAGUACUGAAGAGGAGAAGGAUGUUGUUGUUGAAGGAAUCUACAUAUAAGAUUAAGAAGAUACUAACAGGAGUCAACCACUCCACAUAUUACUUUGGAAGUCAGGUGGAAGGUUCAACAACUCCAGGACUAAAGUCAGACUUGGAUAUACUCUUAAGCCGAGAUGACAUGAACGUGAUACAGGACUGGAGUAUGUGGCAACCAGGCGUGAAGAAUCUUUUAAUGGUCAAUGAUGAAACUACUUCACCUGGCUACUGUCUUCUCCAGUUGCUGAAAGCUGAUGAACCUUCUCCUUGCACCUGUAAUUACCAUAGGACACAUGAAGAUCUUCUUGCUGAUGGAAGAGGAAGAACACUUAUGAAAAACAUUGUUAAGCCUAAAAAUGGUUCAGUUGUAAAUGGUCCAGCAACAACAUAUCCAGGAAAAAAUAAUUCCUCAGCUUUUGAUAAAGUUGUAGCCUGUCAAUGUAAAUCGUGGCCUAAAGAAGCCCAACUCUGGUUAUCACAGCAAGGCAUAGGAGGGUGGCCUACGGACGAAGUGAGGAGAUACUGUGAGACUACAGGGUGUUUUGUUGUACCAGUAGGCAGUAAGCAGGGUAGGAAUAAACAACUUGAAUGGAGAAUAUCUACUUCAAGAGCUGAAAGAUGUCUCAUGUUCAGUUUAAACAUCACACAAAUAAGAUGUUACAUCUUGAUGAAGAUGAUUCUUAAAACAUUCAUCAGUCCGCAGUGUGAAGCUGCCAUUUCUAGUUUCAUGUGUAAAACUGUUUUAUUUCAUUGUAUACACACUACACAUUUAAAUCAAUGGCAGGAGCACAAUUUACUUGCAUGUUUAAAAUAUUGCUUGCUGUCUUUGCAGGACUGUGUUAGACAACUAAAUUGUCCACAUUUCAUAAUACCUGAAAACAACUUGAUGGCUGGAAGAAUUUCUUAUCCAGUCCAGCAACAGCUUCUUGCAAUUCUCAAAUCUAUCAUACAAUGUGAAAUUUGGGCAUUAAUAGAUAUUCCUAUUGAUGACCUUGGCAUGAGACUUCAGCAGAAGAUGAACAGGUUACCAGUGUACCCAUGUGGUUGUUAUUACCAUUCCUCAGCUGAUAUGUCAUCUAAGGCUUUAGGAUUUUUUAUAUAUGAUUUUUUCUAUUCGGUACGGUUAACAUAUUCCAUAAUAAUCAGACUUGCGAGAACAUGUAGAAUGGUACCUUUUCUGCUUUUAAACUCAAUAUCCAUUUUGGUUAAAAUAUAUAGCUCAUCAGAAUGUGAUACACCGCAGAAAUCAGUGUGCAAACUUUUGACUCGGCAGGUUUGCUCUUCCCUUGGAUCUGUGAUGGCAUCUACAGACAUUGAUGCCAGUAGUUCCAUAUCCCACAUGGCACUUGCUUGGUUUUCAGCAGGAUUGAACUCUGAUGUGUCAUCUAGCAGGCUGAAACUUGCAUCUGCAUUAUACUGUGCAGGAGAAACAGAAAAAACAGAGUAUGUUCUUGGUAUUGUUGAAGAAAAGUUUGACUUGGAUGUUGUUACCCCUGUGUGUGCGUGCUGUGACAGUUUAAAGACCAUAAAACCACGAUUUGUCAGUAAAUGUAAAACAGGCAAUGAAGAACUUAUAAAAGAUAUUGCAGCUUUUUGUGUUGUGUUUAUGCGUUGUGAAAUCAACUCUGUCCCCAAAGAAUUACGAUAUGAAAUGUUUAGAUCUACACAAGAAGACUUGCUAGAGAGGAAUGAAAAAGAUAACUGGAUGGACUGUGCUGUGGUUGAUUCACUCCCUUACCUUUACUUCCUACAGUACAAGACUUACAAACAUCUUCAGAGAGGAGCAGAUCAACAGCGAGCUCUUUUAAACCUUGCCACUACCAUUGAUACCGAUAAAAACCUCAAUCACAGAGAAACAGCGCUGAAUUUACUGGGACAAUGCUUGGAACAGGAGAACAGAUAUGAUGCUGCUCUCUGCUGCUAUACAAAGUCUCGCAAUAUACGUACAAGAAACAAUGCUGCAAACUAUCAUAUAUGUAAACUGUUGAGUACAUUUUAAUUCAGCAGAAGGAUGACAUGAGAAAACAGACAAAGCAUGAUAUUGCAACAACAGACAAAGCAUGAUAUUGCAACAACAGACAAAGCUUGAUAUUGCAACAACAGACAAAGCAUGAUAUUGCAACAACAGACAAAGCAUGAUAUUGCAACAACAGACAGACUGGGAAACGUUAAGCUUCUUGACGAACUACCUUCACAUUUACUGACACAGAGCAUACAAAUAUAUUUUACAGUAAAAUUAUUAAUAACAGUGUUUUAACAGUAAAUACAAAUAUAUUUUACAGUAAAAUUAUUAAUAACAGUGUUUUAACAGUAAAUACAAAUAUAUUUUACAGUAAAAUUAUUACAAACAGUAUUUUAACCCUUCAUUGAAAUGUACAUUUAUGUAUUGACUAAGAUCUUUUAAAUCACAAAGUGAUAAUUGAAAAAGUUAAUGAAUAGUUGUAAAAUAAGAAGUGAACAAUGGCAGUGAUUAUUUAUGAAAAUACUGUAACAGUUGUAGCCUGUGAAAGAUGUAGAAAAGCUAUUUUGUUUGUCAUACAGUACAUAUUGUAAGAAAUUUAUCUGUACAUUAUACUUGUAAAAUGUAAACCUAAUAGUUGCAGUUACUAUAAUUGUCUUUUGUUGAUUUUUUCUUCCACAAUUCUAUCCUUCAUAAACUACCAAGCCAAUUUCAACCAGAUUUCACAGAAAUGUUUCUUGAGUGAACCUCUUGCCAAUUCUUUCAAAUCUAGGUGACCUGUGCAAGUGUAGUUUUCAUGGCCUGAGAAAUUGCUUGAUCAGUUUUAAAAUAAAUAAAAGAAAUAUUUCUAGAUUUACUGCUAUCAAAUUCCUUUCAUCAGAUGUAAAAAAAAAUAGUUUCCGGUAACAUGCUCAAAAAAAUUAGGGUAGGUUACUAAGGUUUUUUUUUUUUUUAAAUACGACUUUUUGGAAAUUAUUUUUGUGUCAAAAAAUGAAUACAAAUAAGGGAGUUAUGUCUUUAGAGUAUCAGUAAGUUGAUUUGUGACCAUGUUUAAAGCAUACAAAGUGCAGUUUUGCAACUUUUUGUUAAAAAGGUGAAAAAAAUUCUCCAAGGCCAUAAAAACAUUUAGGGUCGGGUCAGAAAUUUAGAGUCACACUGGCACAAUUUAGGUCAUACAGCAACCUUUCAAGCUUUUUAGCUCACCUAGCUCAAAGUGCUCAAGGUGAGCUAUUGUGAUCGCUCACCAUCCGUCUUCUGUCCACACUUUCCUUUAAACAACAUCUAAACCAUCUGGCCAAUUUUGAUGAAACUUCACAGGGAUGUUUCUUGGAUAGUCUUCUUUAAAAAAAUUUCAAAGAACUGAAUUCCAUACAGAACUCUGGUUGCCAUGGCAACCGAAAGAAAAAACUUUAGAAAUCUUCUUUUCCAAAACCGCAAGGCGUAGAGCUUUGAUAUUUGGCCUGUGACAUCUCUAAUAGUCCUCUAUGAAGAUUGUUCAAAUUAUGCCCCUGGGGUGAAAAGAGGCCCCACCCCGGGGGUCCUAAGUUUUACAUAGACAUAUAGGAAAAAACUUUAAAAGUCUUCUUGUCUGAAACCACAAGACCUAAGCCUUUGAUAUUUGGUAUGUAGCAUUGCCUUGUGGUCCUCUACCAAGAUUGUUCAAAUUAUUACCCUGGGAUGAAAAGAGGCCCCACCCCGGGGGUCCCAAGUUUUACAUAGACUUAUAUAGGAAAAAACUUCUUGUCUGAAACUGCAAGGCCUAUGCUGUUGAUAUUUGGUAUGUUGCAUUGCCUAGUGGCUCUCUAACAAGAUUGUUCAAAUUAUGCCCCUGGGGUGGAAAGAGGCCCCACCCCGGGGAUAAGGUGUUAUAUGACUGAUAUAAGAAAAAAUACUUAAAAAUUAUCUGAUUAUAUUUCCUAGACUUUUUAGCUCACCUGAGUAAUGCUUAUGGUGAGCUAUUGUGAUCAUGCUGUGUCCAUUGUGCAUCCGUCCGUCGUCAACAGUUGUUUAAAAGACAUCUCCUCCAAAACCACUGAAUGGAUUUUGAUGGAACUUGGCAUGGAUGUUCCUUGGAUGGUCCUCUACCAGAGUUGUUCAAACGGUUCCGCUUUGUUGCACAUAGGGGACGCCAGAGCUAAAAAUAGAAAAAUCUUCAAAUGACAUCUCUUCUUAAACUGAUGAUACAGUCUUGAAAUAAUUUUUCAUAAAUGGUCCUUAUGUGACCCUCUACCAAGAUUGUACUGAAUUGUCAAAAAACAUGGCUGCCAGGGGGUGUAGUCACUUUUCUCUAUAUGUAUAUAGUGGAAAUUUAAAAAAUGUUCUUGUGUGAAAUUGCUAGCCCGAUUUAAGAAUAAUUUUACACAAAUGAUCCUUGUGUGACCCUCUACAAAGAAUAUUCAGAUUAUUUUGAUUUGUCAAAAAACAUGGCCACCAGAGGGCGUGGUCACUUUUCCCUAUAUGUAUAUAGUUGAAAUUAAAAAAUUUUAUGUGAAACUGCUAGCCUGAUUUUAAAACAAUUUUAUUCAAAUGGUUCUUGUGUAACCCUCUACCAAGAUUGUUCAAAUUAUUCCGAUUCAUCAAAAAACAUGGCUGCCAGGGGGCGUGGUCACUUUUCCCUUUAUGUUUUAGUAGAAACUUAAAAAUUCUUAUUGUAUAAAACUGCUAGCCUAAUUUUAAAAUAAUUUCACAUAAAUGGUUCUUGUGUGACUCUCUACCAAGAUUGUUCAAAUUAUUCUGAUUCAUCAAAAAACAUGGCUGCCUGAGGGCAUGGUCACUUUUCAUCAACAAUUUCUUUAAACAACAUCUCCAAAACCACUGAAUGCAUUUUGAUGAAACUUUACAGAAAUGAUCUCUGGGUAACCCUCUUUCAAAUUUGUUCAAAUGGUUCCAAUUCUUGUUCAUUGAACAUACGGGUCUUUUUUAUUGAAAAUAGGUUUUCAGCUAUCAGACUUUAAAAAUUCUUUUCUCUAGAGCUUUGAUAUUUGGCAUGUGAAAUAAGGUUUGACUCUGUAACAUACUUGUCCAAAUUAUUGCCCUAAGGUUAAAAAAAAAAUGGCUAUGCCCCUGUGUCUGAAAUGUACUUACUAUAGGUUUAUAUAUAAGAAACUUUGAAAAUCUUCUCUAAAUCAAAAAAAGCUAGAGCCUUGAUAUUUGGAGUGUGAUAUCAGAUUUGUAAGGUCUACCAGAAUUGUUCAAAUUAUUGCCCUAGGUUAAACAAUGUGUGUAACAUGUAUAUAAUAUAGGCUAACAUAGAAGAAACCUAACUCUUUACUUAUACAUACUCACUUGAAGCCUUGUACACAGGUGAGCGCUUUAGGAUCAAUGACCCUCUUGUUAAUUAUAAUUACCUGAUGACCCAAAGUAGGGGUCACUUGACUGUGACCUUGACCUACUGACCUACUUUCUUGAUAUUUUAGCAUCAGUUUGACAUUUGAAACAUGUAGCUCAUAUUACUCGGGUGAGCGAUCCAGGGUCAUCAUGACCCUCUUGUCAUCAACAAUUUCUUUAAACAACAUCUCUUCCAAAACCACUUAAUUGAUUUUGAUGGAACUUUACACAAAUGAUCUCUGGGUAGCCCUCUUUCAAAUUUGUUCAAAUGGUUCCGGUUCAUUGAACAUAUGGGUCUUUUUGGUUUAAAAUAGGUUUUCAGCUAUCAGACUCUCUAGAACUUCGAUAUUUGGCAGGUGAUAUAAGGGUUUGACUGUUUACCAUACUUGUCCAAAUUAUUGCCCUCAGGUCAAAAAUGGCCAACCCGCUUUGUGUGACAUGUACGUACUAUAGGCUUAUACAUAAGAGACUUUGAAAAUCUUCUUGUCUGAAUCAAUAAUAGCUAGAGCCUUGACAUUUGGCAUGUGAUAUCAGAGUUGUACUGUCUGCUGUCUACUCUUAAUUGUUCAAAUUAUUGCCGUAGGUUCCAAAAUGUGUGUGACAUGUAUAUAAUAUAUAGUAAAGGCCAUUUAUGAAAAAAGGGGGAAAAACUCGCAAAGAAUUGAUUUUUGGUGAAGGCAUUAUACAAUAUGUAUGUAACAGCAUACUAAAAGUAUAGAAUGUUAUCAUGGUGCAAAAUGCAUUUUUUGGGGUAAAAAGUUUAAAAAUAUAAUUGAAACUGUGAAUUUCUGGAAUCGGCCCAUAAUGAUGUCAAUAUUUUUAUUAAGAAAUCGUAAUUUUGCAUGGUAGUAGGCAGUUAUAACACAAAAAAAAUAAGUUCAUGACUACUUUAAAAAAAAUCCAAGAUGGCCACCAAAAUCCAAGAUGACCGCCAUUAAAUUCUCAUUACACAGGAAACCCGUUUAAGUAUUUCACAAAGUUCAAAUAGUGUGGAAAAUGACCAGCAUCAUAGAAGAUACACACAUUUUAUUUCAAAACACACGAACUUCAGUCUUAAACAAAUUCAAGAUGGCUUUUCAA
Messenger RNA from Mercenaria mercenaria, 7498 nucleotides. RefSeq lists its product as uncharacterized. The record is from RefSeq and is a predicted model, not a curated record. NCBI's taxonomy places the organism in Eukaryota, Metazoa, Mollusca, Bivalvia, Venerida, Veneridae. The transcript is spliced from 2 exons. The coding region runs from base 1025 to 3130 and encodes 701 amino acids. Gene Ontology annotation, molecular function: protein binding.